AUGGGCGACGCUGCAGAGAAGGCGAGCCCAGAGGAGGAAGAACAGCGGGAGGACGUGGCUAUGGAUGAAUGGGCGAUGGAAGAAAGAGAGCGAGAUGAAGCGAAGGUUUCAGAACAAGAAGAGAACGUGUUGUUGCCGCUACUCAAGUCCAUGUUCCCUCACGUCAAUGACAAGGUGAUCGCCGAGGUGAUGGAGGCGAGUGGAGGCGACGGAGACAUGGCCAUUGACCUUCUCAUGUACACCUUCUCCUUGGCAUCUGCUCUGUAG
Acanthamoeba castellanii str. Neff is the source of this 267-nucleotide messenger RNA. RefSeq lists its product as uncharacterized. The transcript has 2 exons. The record is from RefSeq and is a predicted model, not a curated record. Gene Ontology annotation, molecular function: ubiquitin binding. The coding region runs from base 1 to 267 and encodes 88 amino acids. Lineage: Eukaryota; Discosea; Longamoebia; Acanthamoebidae.